This is a messenger RNA of Aspergillus alliaceus, 2983 nucleotides long. RefSeq names its product beta-mannosidase mndA. The record is from RefSeq and is a predicted model, not a curated record. The transcript is spliced from 5 exons. The coding region runs from base 83 to 2878 and encodes 931 amino acids. Gene Ontology annotation, biological process: glycoprotein catabolic process; carbohydrate metabolic process. Gene Ontology annotation, molecular function: beta-mannosidase activity. NCBI's taxonomy places the organism in Eukaryota, Fungi, Ascomycota, Eurotiomycetes, Eurotiales, Aspergillaceae.
AAAAGCUCUAUUUCCCCUCCAGCCGCCAUCUUCCUUGACUUAGGAUUCAAGGCAAAUCCGGUAGCAACCCCGCAGUCUCGCAAUGCGCUUCACGGCGAAGACAGUGGCCUUGCUGGCAUCCAGCAUACCCACUACGCUAGGACAGCAUGUCCGGGAUCUGAGCAAUGAAAAAUGGACUCUCAGUAGCGAAGCCUUAAACCGUACUGUACCAGGAAGCUUCCCAUCCCAAGCCCAUUUGGAUCUAUUGAAGGCCGGCGUGAUCGAUGAACCAUACCAUGGUCUCAAUGAUUUCAAUCUUCGUUGGAUUCCCGAGUCUAAUUGGACCUACACUAGUGAUGGAAUCAAAGAUUUACUAAAGGAUGCUAAGUCUACCUGGCUUGUGUUUGAUGGACUGGAUACUUUUGCGACUGUUGAAUUUUGCGGGAAACACGUUGGCUCCACAAAUAAUCAAUUUCGGCAAUAUUCUUUUGACGUCUCUCAGAUUCUGAAAGAUUGCAAAGAGGAUCCCGUCUUGAGCCUUAACUUUGGAAGUGCGCCAAAUAUUGUGAAUGCAAUUGCCGAGAGUCCUAACUCAGCAGUGUGGCCUGAUGGAAUACAGCAGACUUAUGAAUACCCGAACCGAUGGUUCAUGCGCAAGGAACAGUCGGACUUCGGGUGGGACUGGGGACCUGCCUUUGGGCCUGCCGGGCCCUGGAAGCCUGCUUAUAUCGUGCAAUUGCAAAAGGCUGAAAGUCUGCAUGUCUUGAAUACAGACUUCGAUAUCUAUCGGAAAGGACAGAUCAACUAUCUCCCUUCUGAUCAAAGUCAGCCAUGGGUUGUUAAUGCAAGCAUCGACGUUUUGGGCUCUUUCCCACGUAAUCCAUCCAUGUCCAUCGAAUUCAAAGACAUCAAGUCCGGCAACAUCCUCACGUCGAAGCGCAUAAGCAAUGUGACUGUGUCUGGAAAUUCCGUCACUGGUGUCACGGUCCUUGAUGGAGUGACUCCGAAGCUCUGGUGGCCACUGGGUAUGGGCGACCAAAAUCUCUACAACUUAACAGUCACUGUUACUGGCAAUCGGAACCAAACUUUAGCCAGCGUUACUAAGAGAACGGGCUUUCGCACUAUCUUCCUCAAUCAACGGAACAUCACAGAUACACAGCUUGCACAAGGCAUUGCACCGGGUGCUAACUGGCAUUUUGAAGUCAAUGGGCACGAGUUCUACGCCAAAGGUUCCAACCUUAUCUCACCAGACGCUUUUUGGCCGCGGGUUACAGAGGCACGAAUGGCCCGAUUAUUCGAUGCAGUUGUUGCCGGAAACCAGAACAUGCUCCGUGUUUGGUCAUCUGGCGUAUAUCUCCAUGAUUUCAUUUACGACUUAGCUGAUGAGAGGGGCAUUCUUCUGUGGAGCGAAUUUCAAUUCACCGAUGCGCUGUACCCCGUUAAUAAUGCGUUCUUAGAUAACGUCGCCGCUGAAGUCGUAUACAAUGUUCGGCGUGUCAAUCAUCAUCCCUCGCUGGCGUUAUGGGCGGGUGGAAAUGAGAUCGAGUCCCUGAUGCUCCCAACGGUCAAGGAUAAGGCUCCCGAGGAGUAUGCGAAAUAUGUUGGGGAGUAUGAGAAGCUGUACAUCAGUCUCAUCCUUCCUCUGGUGUAUCAGAACACCCGGUCCAUCACGUACAGCCCUAGUAGCACGACAGAAGGUUAUCUCGAAAUCGACCUGUCAGCUCCCGUGCCCAUGGUGGAACGGUAUCACAACAUCACGGAUGGAUCAUACUAUGGCGAUACGGACUUCUACAACUAUGACAGCAACGUUUCUUUCAACUACCAUGUCUACCCAGUAGGGCGCUUCGCCAAUGAAUUCGGGUAUCACAGCAUGCCUAGUCUCCAAACCUGGCAGCAAGCCGUUGACCCCCAAGAUCUGCAUUUCAACAGCAGCACUGUCAUGCUUCGCAACCAUCACUAUCCAGCCGGCGGUACCUUCACAGACAACUUCCACAACACAUCCCUAGGCAUGGGCGAAAUGACAAUCGCAGUACAACGGUACUACCCGAUCCCCAACAAAGUAGACUCCAUCGCCAACUUCAGCGCUUGGUGUCAUGCAACCCAGCUGUUCCAAGCCGACAUGUACAAAUCAGAGAUUCAAUUCUACCGUCGUGGAAGUGGAAUGCCCGAGCGCCAACUCGGCUCACUCUACUGGCAGCUAGAAGAUAUCUGGCAAGCACCGUCAUGGGCCAGUAUUGAGUACGGCGGAAGAUGGAAGGUCCUCCACUACGUCUCCAGAGAUAUAUAUCAGCCCAUAAUCGUCUCCCCAUUCUGGAACUACACCACGGGCGACCUGGAACUCUACGUUACGUCGGACCUGUGGAAAUCAACAGCGGGUAAGGUCAACCUAACCUGGGUGGACCUGUCAGGCCAUCCCCUCCCCCACAAUGCAGGCACACCGGGCUCCGUUCCCUUCAACGUGGGAGCACUUAAUACUACCAAGGUGUAUAGCGCCAACGUAAGGAGCCUUACCCUCUCCAAUCCGAAAGAUGCCGUUCUCGUUCUCUCCCUGUCAGGCGAGGGACAUCUGCCCAACUCGGACGAGAAAACUACUUUCAUCCACCAGAACCACUUCACUCCUGUUUUCCCCAAGGAUCUGGCUCUGGUGGAUCCCAAGCUCGAACUAUCAUAUGACCCCCGGUCAAAGAAAUUCACAGUAGAGGCUAAAUCGGGUGUCUCGCUAUACACAUGGCUUGACUACCCGGCCGGUGUGGUGGGGUACUUCGAGAAGAACGCUUUCGUGUUACUUCCGGGACAGAAGAAGGAAAUUGGCUUUACAGUUCAGGAAGAUAACACCGAUGGAAAGUGGGUGAUGGGGGUUACGGUGCAGAGUUUGUGGAACCAGACACUUGAUAUCUAGCUUGAGUCUAUAGCAUGUGGCCACUAAUUUCAGAAUGAAUUAAUAUGCGAAGCAACCACUCAACCACAUGUGAACGUUGUCAUAAGUAAUUAUAGGAAAAUAAUC